This is a messenger RNA of Mus caroli (Ryukyu mouse), 10249 nucleotides long. RefSeq names its product UBX domain protein 7 (gene Ubxn7). Gene Ontology annotation, molecular function: ubiquitin binding. Gene Ontology annotation, biological process: proteasome-mediated ubiquitin-dependent protein catabolic process. The record is from RefSeq and is a predicted model, not a curated record. Gene Ontology annotation, cellular component: nucleus. Lineage: Eukaryota; Metazoa; Chordata; Mammalia; Rodentia; Muridae.
CCGCGGCGGCGGCGGCGGCGGUAAGAUGGCUGCCCACGGGGGCUCCGCGGCGUCGUCGGCGCUGAAGGGGUUAAUCCAGCAGUUCACCGCCAUCACCGGUGCAAGUGAGAGUGUAGGAAAACACAUGCUUGAAGCUUGUAACAACAACCUGGAGAUGGCUGUCACUAUGUUUUUGGAUGGAGGAGGAAUUGCUGAGGAGCCUAGUACCAGUUCAGCAAGCGUCUCUGCUGUCAGACCACACACAGAAGAAGAAGUUCGUGCUCCAAUUCCUCAAAAGCAAGAAAUAUUGGUGGAGCCAGAGCCUUUGUUUGGUGCUCCUAAAAGGAGAAGGCCAGCACGUUCAAUAUUUGAUGGUUUCCGAGAUUUUCAAACUGAAACUAUUAGGCAGGAACAGGAAUUAAGAAAUGGAGGAGCAAUAGAUAAGAAACUAACCACCCUUGCAGAUCUAUUCCGGCCCCCAAUCGACUUGAUGCACAAGGGCAGCUUUGAAACAGCCAAAGAGUGUGGCCAGAUGCAGAAUAAGUGGCUGAUGAUAAACAUUCAAAAUGUACAAGACUUUGCAUGCCAGUGCCUCAACCGUGAUGUAUGGAGCAAUGAAGCUGUGAAGAAUAUUAUCCGGGAACAUUUCAUUUUCUGGCAGGUUUAUCACGACAGUGAGGAAGGUCAGAGAUACAUACAGUUUUACAAGCUAGGGGAUUUCCCCUAUGUUUCCAUCUUAGAUCCACGGACAGGUCAGAAGCUAGUAGAGUGGCACCAGUUGGAUGUGUCUUCUUUCUUGGACCAAGUGACAGGGUUUCUGGGAGAACAUGGGCAACUGGAUGGACUUUCUAGCAGCCCCCCAAAAAAAUGUGCCCGAUCAGAGAGCCUCAUAGACGCUAGUGAAGACAGCCAACUGGAAGCUGCCAUCAGAGCCUCCUUGCAAGAGACACAUUUCGACUCGGCCCAGGGAAAACAGGAUAGCCGCUCAGAUGAAGAAUCUGAAUCGGAACUUUUUUCUGGCAGUGAGGAAUUCAUAUCGGUUUGUGGCUCUGAUGAAGAAGAGGAGGUAGAGAAUCUUGCUAAGUCCAGAAAGUCUCCUCAUAAAGAUUUGGGGCAUAGAAAAGAGGAGAACAGAAGGCCACUGACAGAGCCCCCAGCCAGAACUGAGCCUGGCACAGCCACAAACCAUCAAGGAUUGCCAGCCAUGGAUUCUGAGGUCUUGGAGAUGUCACCUGAAAAGUCAGAUGGAAUAGUGGAGGGGAUAGAUGUAAAUGGACCAAAAGCACAGCUGAUGCUGCGGUACCCAGAUGGAAAAAGGGAACAGAUCACUCUUCCAGAACAAGCCAAAUUACUGGCGUUGGUGAAGCAUGUCCAGUCUAAAGGAUAUCCAAAUGAACGUUUUGAACUUCUCACCAACUUCCCUCGGAGGAAGCUCUCUCAUCUGGACUAUGACAUUACCUUACAAGAGGCUGGCCUCUGUCCUCAAGAGACUGUCUUUGUACAGGAAAGAAAUUAACACCAUGGCCUGACCUCUCUCAGCUUACCCCUUUUCUCUUUUCCUGUGAGAUACCAUGUCACUAAGUAUGCAUUUUGGCUCAUAGGACUAACUGUAGAGCCAAAGCUGGGCAAGCAAGUCACCUGCCUUUUCUUUCUCUCUUUCUGUCACUUGUAAAUCAGUCUCCUUCCCCCUUAUCUCUGUUUUCUUUCUUCCUCCUUUUUCUCAGUUUGUUCUUUCUUACCAGAUGUGGUGACCAAAUGGAAGUGUAUGAAUAAGAAUAACAUCUCUCCUAGUACUGGUAGCACGAAAUGUGUGUUCUAACAAGUGCUCUUUUGCAUGACACCUUUUGGGGACCUAGUGAUGUUACUACUUCUAGACUCUGUUGACAAAGAAUGGCUAUAAUCAGAAUUAAAAACAGCCCCCAUUUUUGGUAGGAAAAAGAAAUUCUUUUAACAUGCAUUUUGUUCAUCAUGUAGGAAGAUGUCAUAAUAAAAUAUCCAGGCUUUUGUUUAUGUGAGAAAAGCAUCCUUUAAUACUGUUGGUCAUCAUAUUUAAAAAUUCCCUCAAGGAUUCCCAUCUUCUAGUUACAGACAAUUUCCAUUGUUGUGUGUUAUUGGCAGAAUCAGUGCUCAGUGUAUUGUGUGUAGCACAGGGUGGCUUUCAAUGUCCUAGCCUGAGACAGUUUCCUUUAUUAUUACUCUAUCAAUUAUAUUCCUCUUUCCAGUCCUAGGAUGAAACUUUAGUAAGAAUAUUGUGUCUGGGCUAGGAAGGUGCUUGCUGUUUUUGCCUGCACAGCAAAUUAGUUCCUUUGGCUCCAUUGUCUGAGUCUAAUGUAUUCUGUAGGAAGGCAGGUGUUCAAUAAUCAUGUAGUGCAAUGGCUUUGUAAUUGUAACUGCAAUUACAUUAACAAUUACACAAUAACAUUGGUUAUUGAUUGUCCUAUGUGCUUAAGGCAUACUUAAGUAUGUCCCAGCGUUGAGUGAGGUGGGAGGUGGGGACAAAAGCCUGCAGCUGGGAGUUGCUAACAAUGUUCUUUUGGUUAGAAAUACUGAUCGUUUUUUACCCCAAUUGGAAUAAUAUCUAAAAUGCUUUGGUAACUAAUUGACUUUAAUUCCUCAUGCUGUUUUAUUUUUAGAAAAUAUCAAAACUGAAAGUCUCUAAGAGGAAGACCUUCAAACUUGGUUCAUACGACAACAGUUAGAGAGAUUUCUAGUAAUCGUCAGAUGUGAGGUUUUUUUUCUGCCAACAAAAGUCACAUUCAAAUUGUAUUUGGUGAAAGCUUUUUUCAGUAUUAUUUAGAAGAGGCCACCUGAAUCUGUAUAGUCCUAUUCAUCAGCUUCACUGUAUGCUCAGUUCUUUCCUUUAGCUUUAAGUAGAGUUCUCUAGCAGGGCAGGUAGUGAUUUGGUGGGAAAACCAAAACUUGAUAAACUGCUUAUAAAACCAUUUCUAUAGAAUGACCUAUCUUGUCAGUUGGAGAUUUUUCAGUGAUCCUUGAACCUGUACACAAUCUAAAUUGUGAUGACUCAGAAACCUUUGGAUGCCUGUGUACGUGCAGAUCUCUCUCGGCAAGUAGGGGGUUAAAAAGAUAAGCUAAAGAGACGUGCUGUGUUGCUAGUAUGCAAUUAUAGAAUGUGGUUGUUAAUGGCUGGAUUUUGAGGGACCUCCCUAAAGAAUGAGUUAUGUAUCUCCACAAGGAAAUCAUGGAAAAUUUUGUUAUUUUUCAGUGAGUCCUUUUGAAUUAAUGUUUUUACAUUUUUUUCUAAGUCUGUGUAAGUACUUAUGUAUAAGUAUAUAAUUGUAUAAAUAUUUAUAAAUAUAUUUAUAUAAUUACAAUUUCAUUUAUACCUUGAGUCAAAGUUCUCUCUUUUGAUUGGUGACUGAACAAUACCACUUUGGUGUUUUUCAUAGUGCUUGAGGCUUAACCAACAGUUUGGAUUUAUUUAGCAAGCAUGUUAAUUCCUCAGUUGUAUCUCUGAACUUGAGUAAAAUCUGGCUGUCUGAGGAAUAGAGUCUUAGAGGCUUAAAAAACCAGUAGUCAAGGUCAGCAGUCUUAUGCUUCAGGAGCCACAGGGUAAAACGUGAGAGAGUAACCAGCUUCGCCACACGGGCACCAUCUCCUCUGCUGGCACAGGUCCAGCUAAAGCCCAAGUCCAUCAGAAAUAUGAAGUCAAGAAUUUUCCCUUAGAGGACUCUGCUGCAUCCUCUUAUCCUGUUAAAUUAGGUUCUCUAUAUACGGUAAAACCUUUCUUGAGAACCUGAGGCAGGAUGUUCAGAAGUGAGAGGGUAUAGAGUUCUUUACGUGCUUAGCACUGGCAAAUCCAUUUAUGAGAAACCAAAGUAAGAUAAGCAAGUAUAUAUGUGAGUUAAGAGAACAUGGUGUUAUGUACCUAUAGAGCUUAGUCAGGAUGCUCAGCUGAAGGGGACUUUAUUUAACGUUGACAAGGCGUAUGAUUAUCAAGGCUGGCCCAUGGGAGGAAGGGUUAUGGAUUAUACAUGAGAGAAAUAAGUGGGGAUAUUUCCUUGCUUGAGAAUUUAAUCUGCAUAAGGAGUUUGCCUUAGUUCCUCUGCAAGUUAUAUUCUAUCAGAGAGCUUUCACUGGACAGUCAGGUGAGGUCUGUGAGGUGAGUUAAAUAAUGUAGUGACUCCCUGUAUGUAGUAGAAACAGCUCAAAAGUUGUUUUUAAGUAAGGAGGAAAGGGACAAGAUAGACUUGAGUGACAUAUAGAAGGUAUGGAAACUUGUAGGGAAAGUGAAAGGAGAGCUUUGUGUACUGGGGGGAGAACAGUGCCAGGGCAAGGGAGCAGCUAGCAUGUGUGGUGUGUACUCUGUGUACGUUUCCUCCUUCAGUCUUCAUGCAGUCCUUACACAGUAUAUAUGCCUUCUACUCAUUUAUAAAUGUGGAAGAAAACUAGAAUUCAUACAGCGUGUUCAGUAUGUCGUGCUAGUAAGGGCCAAAUUAAAAUUAGAGCCCAGAGUCUGUCCUUGCCUUGUGUGCUGUGUUGUUCUAUGUCAGUUGUUAUUAUUACUACUCUAAGGUCAUCUUACUAUUAUUUAGAUUUAUAAAUUAAGGGUCUUUGUUUAUUUAAAGAUGGAAGUAGUAUUUGGGGUCAAGAUUAUGGAUUUGCACUACCCUAUAAAAAUCUUAAUUAUGCCGUUUUAAAGAGAAGAUACAAUUAUUUUUUUCUGGUAGAUUAUCCACAAUAGAUUAUUAAACAACUCUUUGUUUUUAUACCAUGUUUUAUCUUGUAUCCAAAUAUACUGUAUUAGUGCACUAUUGAGUAUGUAAUCAAAAGUUGGAAAUAUUUUGAAAGCUAAGAUCUUGUUUGACUAUUUUUAUUUAGUUAGGGAGUCAUCUAUAUACAUGAAUAACAACUAGAAGGUGAAUUUAUCUCUUUCAGGAUUAAACUGUUACUACAGUAGGAACUUAGGAGAAAAGGGUAGUGUAAGUUUAGUUAGGGAUGUCUUCGUAGAAAAGAAAGACUUUUGUGGCAAGCACUGUAGCUCAUUCUUUGACUCCACCUCCUGUAAAUACUAGAUUUGAAGCAUGAAAUGUAUCAGUAAGGCAAGACCUUUGCCCAGGUACCAAAGGAUGUUGAUCUCCAGUACUAAAAAUCCCUUUAAUUAGCAAGGAUCUCACUUGAACACUUAAGAAAAAUAUCAAAGGGCUUUUGAAAAUUCAGGCAAGAUUUCUCUGCCUGGGUACACUGCAUGGUGUUUGGAACUAAGAAGAGCCUGCCUGGUGGGUCAGUGCCCCCACUGUCGGGAACAGCUUUUCUUCUUCUGAGUCUUGGAUUUUUUAUUUUUUUUUAAACUGGAAUUGAACUAGAUUACUAGUUCUUUGUCUUUUCAAGUCAGAGGACUUUGGAUGUUUGAAGUUUUGACCUGAAUGGGGAGUGCUAGGGUCAACUACUAACAGAGUCAAUCUCAUGGAGGAAGUGUAAAUGUGCACCUGGAGUCACAGCCCUACGAAGAACUAUGUCCACCCCAAAGUUUUAAGCAUCUAGUUAUUUAAUGACAUCCUCAGACUAAUUAAAAGUAUACAAACUAUACUUGCUAACCAGGUCCUUUGGGGUUUUUCCCUGGAUUCAAGGAUCUUUUGUCCAAUCUUUUACAGACCUCAUUGUAAUGACUGAAAUCCCUCAGUACAGUAGUUACAGAACUAGUGAUCUUUAAACAGCCAGUUAUCUAUUUUUUAAAAAUACUGUAAGCCUAAUGAAUUUUUUAAAUGUCUUAAAUGUAAUGAAUGCAGAACAGAUAAUGUUUCCAAUACUGGAGCUGUAUUUGUGUGCUUUAAGCUAAGGACUGGCAGUUACAAAGCUGAAUUGUGUGAGUUGUGAAGUUCAGACUAGGUUUGGGCAGAUGUGACCUUUUCAAGAUUUUCAUCAAGUUAAUAUUUAAAAAUAGUUCUUGUCCCAUGGAAUGGAUCUUCAUCUCACCUUUUAGAGAUCCUUCAUUUAUGUACUUGAUAGUAAGUUUCAGAGUACAAAAUUAUGAGUAAUGCCUUGUGUAAAACUAAAACUUGAAAAGUAAUGAGGGUAGGAAGAGCCAGCCCUGUGAGGGCUCACACUUCCCCGGCAGGCGUAGGCUGCUUCCAGGCAGUCGCUCUGCCUCCCGAGUUACUCCCAGUCCCUGAACAGACACCCAGGCCCUGUGAGCGCCACUGGUUUGCCUUACUGAGCAUUGCGGUUCUUUACUGUGAAACUUAAGAGUACCUAGUCCACAUUAGAGUGGGGCAAAAAUGUUCUUCAGAGCUCAGAAUAACCAAAGAGUACCAUUCUGAUAUGUUGAUUUCUCGUAUAAUACAGAGAUUUAAAUGCUUCAGUGGUGAUUAUUUGGAUUUUAAACUCACCUUUGUGUCAGUUCUCCUAAUGAGACAGCUUAGAAUUAAAGGUAUUUGGCUUAUUUAAGAACAGAGGUUAUCAUAGCUUUGGUCAAGUUUUGUUUUGUUUUUAGAGACAGGGUUUCUCUAUGUAAUAACCCUGGCUGUCCUGGACUCGCUUUGUGGACCAGGCAGGCUGACCUCAAACUCAUAGAGAUCUGCCUGCCAGGUGCUGUGACUAAAGGUCUGUGCCACCACACCUGGCUGGUUAGUUUCUUUAUUAAGGAACUCAGGUGAUAUGAUGGAUAUGAUGAAACCCUGAAGUAUAACAUCAGUUUAAUCCUUUAGUCCAUUUGGGGGUGGGAGUGUCUUUUAUUUUGUUUUCAAACGUUCUUACAUAGUUCAGGCUAACCUCUCCUCUUUUUUUUUUUUCCUUUGAGACAAGUUUUCUUUAUCUAGUCCUAGUUGUCCUGGAUCAGGCUGACCUCUUCAGUGACUGUGUAGUUAGUUGAACAUAACCUUGAACCUCUGGGUCCUCCUUGGGUUAAAGUGAGCCACAUGCCUGUCUCUUCUUCGUUCUUUACUUAAUUCCUCCAAAAUUGGUCAUGAAAUUUAAGACACUUAGCUAUGCUUUUAAAAUUAUAUUUCUAAGCCUUAAUGUAUAUUUCUCAUUUUUAUAAAUUAAUAUAGAAGAGAAUAUUUUGAGGCAAACACCGUUUUUACAACUCAUUUCUUCCCUAAGGAGAAUUCUUGUUCCAAGUAAGAGAAUGGCUGGCUCUGUGAUAAACCUCCAAGGUAGUUGGUUUGGUUGGUUGGUUGGUUACAGGUUGCCCUAACUAAAUCUCACCAUUUCCAUAAACAUUUUGUUUUUUAAAAACACAACUCCUGAACCAGUGCUUAGUUUUAAGCACAUUCAUUAGCCCAGACUGGCCUGGAGCUCACUAGCCCUAGGUUGGCCUUGAGCUCUUCUGGGAUUAGAGGGGCAAGCCACUACACCUGGUUUAACCUGAUUAAUUUUGACCAUGUUUUUAAUAUGGCCUGUAUGCCAUAUAAUCCCAAAAUAAACUUGGGUGAUCCAUAUAAAUUACUUUAUUAAGCAUGAUGAAGAAGUUAUUAAAAUUUGCUUGUGGGACUGGAGAGAUAGCUCUUAGCUUAGCAGGUAAGACCACUUGUUCUUGCAGAAGUCCUAGGUUUGAGUCCCAGCAACCAUAUAGCAGCCCACAACUGUCUAUAACUCCAGUUCCAAGCAGUGCAACUCUUCUGAGUCUGAGGCCACCAGGCACGCACACAGGAAGGAAGCUGAGGCAGGAGGAUUGCUAGUUCCAUGUCAACCUGAAGUUAUAUACCAAAACCUUAACUUAAAAUCCUCUUUGUCUCUCCCUUCUGUAAUACACCCGUGGUUUGCUGUGCUGUGAGUUUGUACAUUGCAUUGCUCUUCUAACCCCAGUUAGCUAUCACUGUCCUUUCAAGAACUACAAUUAAAGCUAUUAACAUGCCACAUGCAGGUGUCUACAGUAACACAAGUCUCAUUGCUCUGAAAGAAAAGAGUGAGAUAUAGAAGCAUUGGUUUAUAUUUUGCUUAUGCUUGGUUUUAUAAGAAGCUAGCAGGUGAGAUGGCUCAGCAGUUAAGAGCACUGGCUGCUCUUGUAGAGGCCCUGGGUGGGUUUAGUUCUCAGUCCUCACACAGUGGGCCACCACCUUCCAUAACUCCAGCCCCAGGGGUCCAGUGCUAUCUUCUGACCUCUGUAGACUUCGAUACCACUAGACAUGCAUGUGGUACACAUGUGUACAUGCAGGCAAAACAGUCAUAUGUAUAAAAUAAAUGAAAAUAAACAAGUGUUUAAAGACUUGCUCACAUAUUAGAGAUGUGAUGUGAAUACCAAUGGUAGUAUUUUACCUAAGGACAGUCACAUUAGUCUAUAAGUAUGGGAAGUUACAUUGCUGCACUUAAUUCUUUGGCAGCAAGCAGGAGACUUUUAAUGUGUAAUGGUACAUCUGGCAACUAAGAUUGUAAAGGCCUUAGAAGGUCACUUAGGUUUUCAAAUGAGAAAGAGAAGAGUCAAGCUAAACUAGAAAAAUAGGACGUACCGAAUGAACUGUCUUCACCAGAGAAGAAGCUAUGGGCCGGUGUGUAGCUCAGGACCCUUGUGUGCAUCCCCAGGGUUACUAAGAAGAAAAGUUUUUAUCUAACUGGGACAGUGAGAGUCCUGUAUUGGUCAUCAAAAAUUGGGAACUGUUUUAAAUGAGAUAAGUUCUGACCUAAAGUUGAAUUUUCCUUUUCUCAAAAUAUUUACUCUUAUUCAUGGUCUCAUCUGGGAAUCUUAACUAAUAGGGAACCAUUCACUAACUCCUUGGUUUCUUUCCUGCAUCAAGAUAACUGAUGGUAUAGUACGUGUCACCAGAAUGAUUUUCAGGCUAAUGACAUUAGAAUAUUUAUAUUCAGCUGGAAAUCUUGUUUUCAACAGAAUGAGUUUAUGGUAUGCUUUUCUCGAAGCUGCUAUGUUCUCAAUGAAAAAUAAUAAAUACUAAGUCGUAUGACUCAAAAUACAAAUAGGCUCAUGAAACUAACCUUACGCUCUAAGUUGUGCGGACGCUCUGCCUGCCUCUAGAAUCCCCAUGUUAGCAGCUAAUUAAAGUAUCAGUAUCAUGGGACCUCUAGCCUCAGACAUCAGAAGUGAGUGCUACCCGAUAGUGACGUGCUGAAGACUUCGGAGGCUUCUCUCCAAGUUUUGGCAUGAAUGUUUUAGACACUAGUUUUUCACUCCUGAGAAUUCUUUUUUUCCCAGACAAUUUUUCUGUUGGUUUUUAAAGAAAUUCUAAGCAUCUAGAUGUCUUUUUUCCCCCUUCUCUUUAACUGUUAAGAAAGUCGUCUUUCCAGUGUUGUUCUAUGUAAACUUCAGGAGUAUUUGUGGGUUUUGCAUGUUUUGUAUGAGUUCAGUUUAAACAAUGCAUUUAAAUCACCUGGGAUGUCCAACUCUGGCACGUCCUCACUGUUUGUGUUUUAAACAUGUCUCAUGUGUUUCCAAACCUCACUUGGUAUCUUACUUGAGAUCAUUGAAGUUGAUUUGGGAUAUUUGCUUUACAAGUGUUUUUUCAAGCAGUUCUUCACACUGUGUUUAGAUGUUUCCUGGGCUGUUUAUAUGCUCAGUUUGCCCUGGACAAAGUGGUGGUCUUACUAAGAUUUAAAUUCUUAAUACAAGUUCUACGUUUAAUAUAUAGUUCAGCUUGUUGCUGAAUCCAAGACAAUGGUAAUGCUAAUUCUUGUGGUGUGUUCCUGACCAGUGCCCUCUAGUAUGCUUGUGAGUUUCCAGGUUUCUUCCCACAGUGCUAGGAGAUCAUUUACUGUUAUAAAACUUUUCCAAAUUGGAAUGAAGGCUGUGAGAGAAACAAGGUGGGGAAAUCACGCCAUCCACUGCAGUAUCUGUUCAAGGUGCAUGAAAGACCCUCCCAAAUAUCUAGUGAUUGUAAAGGUGCUAGGGGGAGCCUGAAUCCAAAGGAACACACAGAGGCAGGAGAGCUAGGACUCCUGGCUAAGACUCCCUGGACUCCACUGCUCUGUACCUAGGGUAUGUUAGACACCUCCCUAUUAUGUUUCCAUGGACACACAUAGGCUAUUAUAGGCACGUGCUUUCUGAAGUGAGGAUCUCUCUGUUGAAGAUUUAUUUCCUAGUUUGGGCUGUACCAAAUUGUGAAUACUCGCUGUGUUGUACCCAGUUGCUUUAUAUUAAUACUGCAACUUGAAUUGGGGAGGGUGGGUGGGGCAGCAGGGUGUGGGAGGGAGGGUAGUGGAAUAAAGUCUUUUGAAGACAUCAGCUCACUGUGCUGAGAGAGGGACCAAACUCAAGGAAACCUCUGAUCUAUAAAUUCAACUGCUGCAUUUUUUUAUAAAUACAUGUAAAUGUCCUGUUGUAAUAUUUGAUCUUGGAAAUAAAAACAAAAACUUUUCAGUAUUA